AUGGAUACAGUCAUCGAUAUAGAUGAGGAAGAGGAUAGGGCCAAGAACGGAGCCCUGAGGUACUCCGCUCGUAACCGUCACCUCUGCCGAUUGCUGGCCACCAAGACGAACAGUCUGGGACCGACCGACCAAAAAGUCUUCAAUCCAUUUCAAAAGCUUGCCCCUCACCCCUAUGCGGCUGAGCUUGUAUAGGAGACGUUGGUGAGGCACGCUGUCAAAGGCCUUCUUGAAGUCUAUGUAGGCCACAUGCACAACGUUUCCUUCAUCAAUCGCCCGGGUCCACUGCUGAAGACAGUAGAGUAGAUUAGUCAAGCAGGACCUCCCUCUGCGGAAACCAUGCUGUGCAUCGCACAGAAGAUGAUUUUGCUCUAAAAACCGCAUCAGUUCGCGUUUGAUAAUUCGCUCCAUAACUUUGCAGCAUAUGGACGUGAGGCUUACUGGUCGGUAGUUGUUUGCGGAAGCGCGACUGCCAUUUUUAUGAAUCCGUGAGAUCCACGCAGUCUUCCACUCAGGAGGCAGUCUGCCUGCAUCAAGAGAGGCUUGGAAGAGGAGGCUCAGAGGUUCUGCCAAUUCUGUGGCUAGUUCCUUCAACAACUUUACCGGUAUUUCGUCAGGACCGGGCGCGUGCAUUUGCAAGUCAUCACACCCUUUUUGUCCACAAAUCACAAUAUUCUGAUGCAUUCUUCAGUCCCUAAAAGAAUUUCCUAUGCGAGCACAAGUUGCCGACACUUUGUCACGCAUGCUUUUCAGUUUCCUAGCCCGCCUGUUUCUAAAUAUCCCCUGCCCUUGUCCGCUUCCAGACCUCCGAUGAGCUCACUGAGUUUACUAUCUUCCUCGACGACAUUCUACGAGUCCAGUUCACAUCCUCUGUUGACCGCAACAUCAUCAGUAAGGCCGUCGACGAGCUAUGGCCUCUACGGCUGCGAGAUAGUGCAACAUGGCCGGUUCGUUCUCAAGUGAAUUCUUUCUAACCCUAAGCAGUUGCCUUUAUUCUCAAGUUCUCUUUAAAAUCGCAUGUUGUAUUAGGAUUACUCUUUUGAUGCUCUCUACUGCCACUCUUGUCAUUUUGCUUUAGAGAAGAUGGUUUUUGGGGACACGCCUGCGCCCAAUACUGGGUUUGGCUCGCUCUCCCAGGCUCUGUCCUCCUUUCCCAGUCAAACUUCUCGGCAUUGUCUCGUUUAUUGCCACGCAUUUCAACUAGCCGCACGCAGGUUUGCUAAGAGUGCUACGUGACCUGCUUGUCUCGUUAUACCUUUGAAGCACAAAUUUAGAGCCCUCGCAGGCAUUUGGGUAGCGGCCAGUGAUCACGCGGCAGGAGUACCGACAAAGACAGGGGAGACGAAGAUGACUUAUCAUCUGUCGUCAGCCGGCUAUGUCCAGCCGGAGUUUGCAGGGCGUGUGAAGCCCUCCUCAGUAUUUACCUCGGCCAUAGCUUGGGGAGGGAGGGGACACACGAAGCCCGGAGAUUUAGAGGUUGGCAAGAUUCCCUCUAGUGUUACCUUGUAUCUUCGCCGUCUCAAUGCAUUGAGCACGUAAAUGCGUUUGCAUGUUGUCUUUUCUUUGUUCCCUGGCCCUUUCAGACGGACAGCGAGGUCUUUAGGAAGAAGGUUCUGCUUCCUCUGCUGCGUACUAAAAGUGCCUUAAUUCUCCGAAUCACCGAAGAGACUCUGAGGUAAUUGCCGUUCCUCUCAAAAUGCCCUGGUCGAAUCAGGUUGUGAUUACUAGCAAGGCCUUCUUAAUUAUGCCCAUCGCCUUCACCGGUAGGAAAGUAUUCUCUUGUUGCACGACCCAGCGUCCCACAAGGCUAUACACGGUACACACAGCUAGCCUUCAUUUUCAGCUAACCCCCCCUUCCCGGCGAAGUUAUUUUUUGUAAGGUUUCGCGAGACGGUCUUCUUUUCAGAAUGGAGAAGAACUCCUUUUUCUUGUCACUGUGAUUUUCUCAAUUUUUUUUACCGAAUACAAUCUGAUACGACAUGCAGGUAAGUGUCGAAACUCUGAUUUCCCCUGAUACAAACAAACUAGGUCACUUCUAAAAGGAUUUUUGGUGACUACUCUUCUCUAUACCUACCGUUGAGGCUAAGUUAUGUUCUGUUUUUCAGUCUUCGAUUGCUAAACCACACCAUUGUGGAGGACAAUUUGCGUUGGGCUCAGUUUCUGCAGGAUUUCAAUGCGGCCUCUGUUCUCCAGGUGGGCAGAAGUGUCUUCAGUUGAUUUUGAAGCUAACCAGUUGUUUAGACUGGAAUUGGCUAACCCCCGAGACACGUUCCUCACACAGUCAUGCCAGUAUGUAAAAAAAACUAUUUUUCUGCAUGGUGAAAACUGAUGUCCAGUCCCUCCUCGUCCAUCGUGAUAGUUUAAAAUGCAUCAGAUUUAGGUAAGAUGGGGUUGCGUAGCCCCACCUGAUGGACACAAUACUUUUGAGAUUGAGGGUAGAGUUAGGGGUUAGGGCAGCUAUUUCUCAACCGCUCAAAAUACAACCGCGCAUCCCCAGUAGCUCUCCUUUCGCAUACAGCUACUUGACCUCGUCGCCUGUGCGUUCCCCCGUCCCUCUCGGAAAAACCCCUAUUACCACCGGUCCCGUUCUACAGGUGGCUGGGGUUUCUUUACUUCAUGUGGGGCUACAUAGCCAUGCCUGACCGAUUCAUUAUAGUGAUGAGAGCGUACGCCGGAUCGUCUUCGCUCAUUCUUCCACUUCUGGUAAGUUUGAGUAAAGCAAACUGGAGGUGAAAUUCGGUGGUGGCGAUCGCAGCGUUAAGUCCUCGUCUGCGCAUGUCACACAUGCAUUAGCUUUUAACUGCAACCGUAGGGUGUAGGACCCCAACUAACCUCUGGACCCUCUCAUACGUUGAAUGAUGGUAGCACGCAGGACAAAGCGCGGGUGCGGUGCGAAGGAACACAGAAACUAAGUCAAUUUCUGUCGAAAGUCAUAUUGUACGUUGUCCUCUGGCAAAAAGCGGGCGCGAUAAUUAACAAGUAAACGAAGAGCAAUUUUCAAAGAAAUACAGACUUUGAAUAAACCACCGCUUGUAAGUGUACACUUGGUCAGGACGGCAAGGAAAUUUCAACCUAUGGGAACGGCGAAUAAUCGGUCUCAGUGAAUUUCAGUGCACACGCUGAAGUUGCCAGUUACGUGGGGUCCUACACCCUACCGUUGUCGCUUUUCAUGGACUCAUCCUCACAAUCUCAAAUUUCACAUUGAUUGGGGGGGGGCUCUUUGUGGCAGUUCAACUGUCAUAAGCGACGACCGCCGUGUACCCCCACCUCCGGAGUAGGUGCAACACCAAGUGAAUUUCGCGUGAAUUAGUCUAUCGUGGGGCAGACACGCGCAAAAUGGUUGGUUCGAGUGAGAAUCCGAAACGUCAGACUAGUACAUUUCUUAUUCCAGCGAUCGCAUAUUCGUCUGAUCUACUGCACUCUCUCGUCACUCACUCACCGAUGGCACGACGUAGUCAGAGGAGGGCGCGCGCGCGGUGGCCGACAACGCUAAACAGCCACACACACGACCUGGUUCCCAUUCCGGAUGCACCAGACUACUAUAAUGGUGGGUGAGAAUGCCGCAUUGAGAAUGAGCUGUUGUAGCUUAUCUCUCAGUCCUGAACAUGGUCAAUUGACAAACAGUUAAUACAGCCGCAUUCUCGGUGCAGAGGACUGGGUUGUCUCGCCUGUAAAGCCACGAAUUUUACCGCGCCAUAUUUAUUAUGGUGACAGAACUGGACGUGGAGUCGACGUUAAAAGGUUAAUUCAAGACUGGCUACGCAAGGAAUUCCUUCAUUACCCACAAGCCCGGGUCGAGCCGAAUGGAGAUAAGAUGGGGGCGUAGUGGGUGACGCUCCAUAAAUUUCCCAUAUACACACCCUGCGCACCGGAUCUCCCGUUUAGGCCUGACAACAACGCAUGUUUUUUUCGGACCCAUAGCCGUGAAGAUGCGCUCGAAGCCACCAAUGUCUUCGGUGGUGACUACAGAGCAUGGGGAAAUUUUAUCGUCCCUGGUGGUCCGUUUUAAAGAUCUUUGCGACUUAGAACCAACGCGACACAAGCCACUGUUAUUGUUGCAAGGGUCUUCGCCAUCUUGUUACUCUUCCGCUGACACAAGCCACCGUCAUUGUUGCAACGGUCUUCACCAGUUUGUCACUCUUAUGCUGCUCCAAAAAUGCCCGACUUGAAGACGAUAUCCAUUCAAAUCGGAUUUUUAGCUUGACGUAGAUACACUAAUUAACUUGUACGCCUAAGCAGUCUCACGGCCGUCGUCUGUUUUGUAAACUUCGUUGCAGCGUUUGAUUACGUUUAUCAUGAGUCCAUGUGGCAGAUAUUCGGGGAGAACGGUGUGCCAUGAAGAAUUGUCAUUGUGAUCGAGGCCUGCUCUCAUCCUUUCACCGCUCGAGUCCCCAUCCACCGCAACCGUUCGCGUCCGCACAUCCAGUUAAAUAGCGUCAUUGGCGCUAGGCUCACGAAGGGACACCCUUCCCGGCCUUGGCUAUAUCAUAUUUGCACAACGGCCCGAAUCAUGCUGACAAUGUUGACGUGCGGAAUGCAGUUUUCCGGGUCGUCAUGUCGUUUACACAGAAACACAGCGAGAUCAAAAGUACUCUUAUGUUGCCUUUCUGACGAAGAAGAGAUCGCUCGUGCCCCCUGGCUGCCAGCUUGAAGAACUUGACAGUAUCACGGGUCCAACUCGUCUUCAAACGGGCAGACUAGGAACUGCGUCGCUGUCUGACCUGAUGCUGUCUGCAAGGUCUUUGCAAGUCUUCGAAGGUGCUCGCGGGCACGUGGUAGUACCCUAAUCACCAUUAAGUUGGGAGGGGGGGAGGUGCCCGUCCGGUCAGGCCCUAUAGUUCAGAACGUUGGGCUGUGCCCGUGGAGGGCAAACAGAGGAGGCUUUCCGCCACCGUUGUUCGAAAGAUGUAUGAAGCGGUUUGCACACGUUCUUCGUCGUCGGCCCUAUGGGUUUGGUUCUGUUUGCGUUUCACACUGGACGCCACUGCCUGACCGCAGGUGGCAAAAAGGAAGUAGACGCGAGUCGGUGCGGCCAGGUGUGAAGGUGGCUGACAGGUGCGCAGUUUUCGUUUUUCGCUGCUGGACGAGGGAUCGAAUAUCGCGGUCUGUUGCUGCAGACUAUCACACAUCGAGGGGUGCAGUCGACCACCUUGUUUAGACUUGCUAGCCGUCUCAAGUACCAGUUUUUUCACAAAGGUCACUAUGGCUUUCGAGAAAAAAGGUAUCCUGGGGCGUUCAAGCCCACAACUGCCUGUACUUCUACAAUUUUGCCUGGACAAUUUGUGUUUUUAUACUUGGAUGGACGAAGUAGCGGCAGUAAGCCGCAGCUGUGAAUGUAACCGCUGGCGAUAGUUCUACACCUCUAGCCUCGAGCCGUUUGGGCCGAAAAGGAAGGAGGCAAAGCCGAUAAGUUGUGUCCCUGGCUGAUUUUUCAGUCUUCCUCUGGGGGAGGCAGUGGGAGAAACGGCUUCGAAGGAUUGUGCCCACAGACCAUCACUCGCCUACAUCCAGACAACGGACGUCUUCUCGGCCCAUAGUCCGUAGCUUGCGUCCAUACAGUAGUAUCUUCUUGGCGGUGGCCUUACGCGUUUACAGCCUGAUCACCCGAUUCCAGAAGUCUUGAGGUAGUCGAACUUGGGUCGUCAGCGCCUCGUUGAUCCGAUCAUCCAUCCUCAUUUACACCUUUGUCGUUUGUCAGCAAGUUCGACCCGUGGUUGUUGAGGUCAUUCACUAACUUCACUGUCUAACGUGACUCGAUGGUUAUCGCAAGCGUCUUUAAUUGAAAAAAAAUAACACAUUCUGACGAAUGUCUCUUCAGCGACUUUUAAGGAUAAAAAGCAAGAGUAGCCGCGCAGAUUAAGCUCCCUUUCCUUUCCUAACUUCACUUUGUCUUUUCAGCGCAUCGCCAUUGUCGACAAUACUAGCAAGCUCCUGGCGAAGUGCAAGGCGAAGACCACUCGCCGAGCCCGGCAGGAGGUGCUGAACAUCACAAAAGACAGCCUAACGACCUGCGAGGUGAGUUAGUUUGUUUCGCAAAUGACGUCUUCCCAACUGCUGCUCUCGGAAAUUUACUCUCCGCCCCCUCUUGUCACUUUCCGCACCUCUCCCUUUCCUCCUCCCGCCUUAGUAUUCCUUUGACCCCUACCUAUCCCCAUUCUACUCACCCUCCCCUCCUCUACACACUGCCCCCCAUGCUAUGCCCUGUCGAGCCACCAGGCUGCUCCCUCCAAUCCAUACUCCUUACACCAUGCCUCUUAGUCCUACUCCUCAGUCGACUUCUUUCCUCACCCUCCCUGAUCCCAGUCCCUCUCUAGCCCUCUUGCGGCUCUCUCUCUCUCUAGCCCCCGGAUAUUCCUUAUAAUCCUUCCCCCUAACGCAUUUUACACGAUAUCUGUGGGGCCUUCAACUUUGCCACAGUAGUUAUCUUCGGCUUUGCUCUGAAACACCACCCCUCGGCUUUCCGCUCUAUUAGUCAGUUCGAAUCGUCCUCCAGGCAGAGUUGGAUCGAAUGGAGUUCUGCGCGGAGAAAAAACAGAAAGAACUGGAGGCUGCCAUCCAGGGUAGGUUGCAGUUUUUUUUGCAUGCCGAUGAAGUCUGAAAUUCUGCACUAUGACUCUGACUUUAGCAACAACCUGAGAAUUAGACGAGGUUUCGUUGAAAAUUGUAAUUGUUAACUUGUUAUAUCUCCUAACUGAACCAGUCUUUGCGUUCUCUCUGUUGUAGAAUUGCAAGAUUGGGAUGAUACAAUGGCAGAAAGCAAGCGUGUGUUUGCCUGUAAGUUUUCCCCUUUGCACGGGCUCAGGAAGGUGUUGUGCCUCCUCUGGAAUGCUUUAUUUCAGGGGCGAUACCCAUGUUAAAUAUAAAGAAGUCAAAUUUGGCGAACGUACGCUUUCGAUUAUUCUGUGUCGGGUCCGUACAGUUAUACAAGUAAGUUGCGGCAGACCAGCGGAGACAGUCAGUGAGUAGUAGUCAGGAAGAAGAAGAAGAAGGUUGAGGACGUCCAGACAUACCGGUCGAAGCAAAUAUGCGAGUCCCAGGGAGCAGUUCAGAAUAGAAAGGAGAUGAGGUCGCGGGAACAAGAAAUUUAUUGGUCUGACGUGUCGGAUUCUCACUCCAACCCAUCGUCAGUGCCGCCAUCACCCUUACCUGUGCCUGCCUUUGAUGGUGGGUCCAAAUAAGAAUCCGACCCGUUCACAUCCUCUGAUGUUCAUACUUAUCGGGGGUAAACACAGUCUAGUUCUGUCAGGGCCAUGGGGAAGGGAGGAUUCGCAGUGAGUUAUGCCUAGGUUUCAUCGUUGUAGCGCGACAUGACAGGAGCCGGAGGCGAAAAUGUUGGGCUCGACCUAAGCAGAAGGAGCUUGAAGACCUCAGCGAGCAUUAGACUGAGUCAGCUAACCGUAUGGCCACUGCCCCUGUCAUCGCAAGUGUUCGCUGACGAAGGAAGUUGGAGUGCCUAGUCGGCGUCUUAUUGAUGACUCGAAGUGCUUGGUUGACGUCUAAUCGGUGGCCGCUGCCCACCCAGUGAGCCGCAACUGAGCCCAUGCCUUAGUCAGGCAGGAUUGUGCCCACGCAUAUACUUUGAUAGACGCCUAGUCGUUCGACCGUUAUAACUUGUCCUACAGGAGCAAGUCGAGGCGUAGAUGCAUGCGACCAAGGGAUGAAUAAUUGAAAACAUACGUUUGUUGAAUUUGACUUCACCAUUGUUUAAUAUAUUUGUCUUUCGACUGAAACUGUGUUUCACUUUCGCGGCCCUAUCUUUGCCGGGCGCCUGGUUUGUUAGCCGGCAGAUAUGAUUAUGCCACCUCUGCCAAGUUGCCUUAUAUUUACCAAGGCAUUUAUGGGCGCACAGUCCUUUGCUUGAAUAGCAGAUGACCACCGUGUGGGCUGAAUGUCUGUCAUUUGCACCGUUUUCUUACUACGGUAACCGGAAGUUUCCGUCCUUUAACGCCUUCAUUUCCUCUUAUGUGGCCUUUGACGCCUCAACAAAGCGUUUCGGUAGUUUACAGAAUCGAAGUAGUUAACGCCGUUGAAGCUGCGGACUAUCCGACACGAUGGCACUUUUCUGUGGUAUCCAGCGCCCAGAAUGUGAGACAUUCUCUUAAUCCUGCACCUUUUUGCCCUCAGCACUGGACGCGCUGGCCCAGGAUGUCCGUGAUUCGCGACGUCAGCUGGCCUCUUUCAACGAAGAGGCCGCACGUCUGACCAGCCAGCGAAUUAUGCUGACCAAGGAGGUCUCAGCUCAGACCGCAGUCGAAUUGCCCUGUUUCGAGGACAUCACUUACCACUGCACAGUCCCUAUUGGCGCAUCGAGACUCUACGCGAUUCCUCCACCCACUCGCGGAUUAAAAAGAGCGGAGCGGGAGCCAGACUCAGUCGAGUACCCUACGCACCUGUGAGUGUGUUGGAAAUUUCUCAUGCAACAUCGCCUGUCCUCUUCAUUUCCCUUUAGACCUAUGGCUGAAUGGAGUUUUGCUUGGCUAGCCACGAGAGGGAGGAAGGCUCUUAAGUCAAAACUGCCCUCUCCUUGUCAGAACUUACGUCUGUGCAUUUGUAUGGCGGUUGUUCACCCAUCGUGAUCGACGAGGGGACCACCAUUUGCUGGGGGGCGCAGAAAUAUCUUUCGCGUAGCAUCUCUCUCACUCCCUCUCACUAGUAAGACCAUUUCAAAACCACCAGCUAACCGACUCGUAUACACCUGCCACACACGACCUGAAGGGUUCCCUAUAAUGCCACAUGGAAUAGUGACGUGAAUGCCACAUUAAGAAUGGGCUGUCCCAUCCUAACCCUGUCAGCCGGCAACCCUCAAAGUCAAGCCGGGCGCGUCUUUUCGCACAAAACUGUUGAGCAGUACUUUAGUAUUUGCAAUAUAUGUCCUCAGGCGAAGUUUUCGGUCCACACUGGAAAAAGUUGAAGUCGACUAGCCCACGCCUUCGAUUCUUCGUCAUCAGGUCUCCAUAAUAAGAUGCGUCAAAAUUGAGAGACGAAAACUAAAAGACCGCCAGUGGCAAGGGUGACAGGGGUAAGGUGGGAGUCUCAUGCUCCCAAAAGGUCAUUCUUGAAGCUCUUCAACCACUCUGGUCCACGCUGAGCCCCACAUUUUUACUACCUGCAUCUUCCCCCGUUGCGCUACAACGACGAAGUACUAGCACACCCUACCGACAUCCCCUUCCUCCACCCACUAACCUGAGAGCUAGGUUGCUCAUUCAUUUGACAUGUCUAGACAUCUCUCAACCCCCUCCCCCACCACCUCUUUUAUUCUCUGUUGUUCACCUUUUGCUGCCCUACCGUUACAGAUCUGACGAUAGAUAAUCUAAAGCGUGCGUUUGUUGGCCUUGACUUUCUUCGCAAUUCGACUGGGCAAUCAUUAUACGAGAUCCUAUGGAGGCCAGUGUCGCAGGCCUGCUCAGGAUUCGAAUGUAUUCACGGAGGGCUAUCAAAACAACCUCUGCCUUUGUUAAUAGUCUAGCGAGCGAACGCAACCUCGUCGAACUCCAGUCAUAACUGGAGGGCACAAUAGGUGCCGGAACUAGUAAAUCGCUACUGGAAAUGACUUAAAAUGCUUUCGGAUAUAAAAUUUUACGUGAAUGCGUUUACGGCACACAUCAGCGUAAACAAACAUGCCAUGCACAGUAUAAUGCCGGCCCAUUGUCGUGUGUCUUUUCAUCUGAUUGUGCAGAUUGCACGCAAAGAAGUCAGUCCUCAGGAAGUGUUGGCUAUUUUUUGAUGAGUUUCCUAUUCUUGCGCAACAUCGAUGAUAUUUUACAGUAGACGUGCUAUCUCAUGGAUUGUUAGCCGAAAUCCUGAAGUGUGAUUUUCAGUUUCAGUUUACUAAGAGAAAUAUAGGCGAGCGCCUUUGAAUUCCCUAUUGGUUACAAGUCGUCGGAGAAAAACAUUGAUAAGUGGGAAGGUGAAAAAGGGCUUUUGUACAUAAUCGCGGACAGCUCGUUGACAAAGAGUAAUCAUUAACGGUUACUUACUAAUUACAAGCAGUAUAAACACGUAUAAGUUGGUACCGGGUUAUACGAGUGGAUGUGAGGCUGGUAAUUGGGAUGCUUGAUGCGCGUCAAGUCUGCACUUGAAAGAAUUCACACAGGAGGAGAUCACAACAUCGGUAGACGGGGCAUUCCACGCUGCAACCACUCUGUUACUGAAAAAGAACUUUCGUCCAUUGAUUCUUGACUUCCCUGAACGCAGUUUUAGGGGAUGACGGCGCAAAGUGGGCGUGCUAGCUUGAAUGAAAUAAUCAGUGGGAUCUAAACAAUAGUCUAGGCCGUUGAUAAUGCGAAAUGCAAGUAUAAGGUCACCACGUAAUUGCCUGUAGGAAAGGGGAAACAGGUUGAGAGUUGACAGUCUGGUUUCAUAGGGCAGUGCUCCAAGACCUUGUGUCAUUUUGUGUCAUUCUAGAUGAGGUCGCACGAAGGUGCCGCCUCAUCUAAGAGGCUACUUGAGUAGGGUUGUAAUAGUAGUUGUCUUUCAGCUUAGCCACAAGAUAUUUCAGUCACGCCAAGAUGCUAGCUCUUGAGGAAGCUUCUUCCCGACUGUCUGCAAAAAUGACUACUUAAGUAGUACGAAUUUCCGCCUUGAUUUUUGAUGCCCUAAUAAAUGUCCCUAUAUUUUACUGAAAACGUGCACGAAAAUAUCGUCUCUUGUAUUGUCAUUUGGCGCAAAGUACGUCUUUGGAUUUUUCACCUCAAGAGGGGACGUCUUCCGGUUUCUAAAAACUGUUUCAACUCCGGAAUUAAUUUCUUGCCCCACCUGCCGUUGCAAUUACGCUCAGGGUUUCCAAACUGCAUACCGUGUGCAUUCCGUCGAAAGAAUAUCACACAUUUCUGCAUGCUAUUAGGUACCCGUCAUAUAGCAAUCAUAAAAUUGUGGAGUGCAUGCGGACCAGAUUGUACACUUUAUAGGUAGCAUUAAAGACGUGCUGAUUCGAUGCUUUAUAAAUAGAAAUUUCACAGUCUAAACAAGUCUCAUAAUUGAAAUCUUCUUCAAAACUGAAAGAUAUCUUUUCUUUGAGUGAAAUAACUGAAGAAGACGUAGUUUGCUGCCAAAUGAGUACGAGAAAGAACAUUUUCCGCACGUUGUCUAUGAAAUAUAAUUGAAUUUAUAAGGACAUUGAAAAUCAAUGGGAAAAUUCAUACUAUUUAAUUGGCCAUUUACACGGAGUGUAAUUCUGUCAGGCGACGGGAAAAAAGUUCAUUCAAAAUCCGGCAUCCAGGCGUGAUUGAAAUAUUUUAGGAUCCUGCCGCACGAAGAUUGAUAUCACGACCCCCAUUUUAGUUUCCUUUCGAGUCGAAAAUAGAUUUUAGAAUUGUGCUUGACAUUUUUUUGAGAUGGCACAUAUACCGCCUGCCUUAUUUGAAGAUUAUUUUGGUAUUUACAGGAUUUAUUGGUGAACGCAAAUGACCUUAAGGUUGUGCCUCCUCCAAAUCAAAAUCACAUCUCGUUUCAUCCGUACUAAAAGAUCGCCUAUUGCUCCUGGUAGUUUGGAGUCACUCGGUGGCACACCUGCAGAUAGCGGCCGCCCUAAACGCCCUAUUACUACAAAUCUUUAAAGACACAAACUCUCGUCUUCGACGUAUUAAAGUCAAGAUGGACGCAAUUUAUGGCAUAGGGAGUAUCAAAGUGACCAUGUAUGUUGACACUUAUUUUAAACCACAAUAUUAGGUGUGCCUCUUCAUGUAGAAUCCUGGUAGUUUCGUUGCUUUUGGGCAAUAAUUUCCUAUGUUCACGCAAUCUCCACCCAAGUUCCACAGACAACACGCACUCCCUCCCCUUUUCCGAAGGGAUACCAAUUUGAGUACUUUAAAGUUAGCCCCAUGUCGUUUCGUACGGACUCCGUAGUAUGGGCCAGACGCCAUACGUCUUGGACUGUCGUACGAAUAGGUUGCGUUGACACCCCUUAGCCUCACCCUCGUGGAAUAAGGCUGGCGCCUUGAAUCGUGUUUGGGAGUAGGUCACCAUUCGUCAUGCUAGAAUGUCGCAUUGACAAGUGGCCUUGAGGAGUCAGAGUUGUCCACCACACCUGUUAAUAUUUCUCGCUAUAACGGCAAACCUGACCUUCACUCAAGUUCACCUUUUCGGGUGACAAUCAUGGGACCGGCAGACAUCUCGUGGCCAAGUCAACAGAAAGGUGAUCGUUUCCCCAAAAUCACCGUUUUCCCCCCCGGGCCUGCUACGGUUUUGGUUAUGCUUGAUCCACCCUACCUUAGCGGUUUCACGAGUAGCAUUUCCUCGUGCGUGUUGACAUGUGACAGCGGAUCUGGUGAGCUUAGGCUGCCCUCCUCUUACCCAACAACAUUGAAUUCAGGGGGCGGGUGAGGAAAAAUAUGGUAAAAUCAGCCCAGCUGUCUUUCUUUGGCGCCUUGGUAUGCCCUCACGAUAUCAGAGGGGAUUUUGGUUGGAAGACUGUUGUGAUUCUCUUGAAGAAUACCUUCUAGACAACGGAGGUCGGAAAUCUCCAGUUCUUGCUAGUUUCCCACCACUUGCUAACGAUUACCCACUAUCGCUGCUGCACAAGGUGGGCGCAGGGGUGGCCUACGCGUGAAUUUGUCUAUAGCAUAACAGGGAGGGCAAAUCGGCUGGGUACCUACUUCACGCGAUAUUCAUUGGUGAGAUUUGGCUCUAUCUACGGUUCCAUGGGCACCUUUAGAGCCAGGAGAAGCCGUACUAGCAGCGUCGACCCGGACGAUGAUUUAAUGACAAGAUGACCCCGAGAUGCUUGGAACUGUCCAAUUCUUCAAACUGACAGCGACCAAUCACAACCAUCCAUGCUUCUAGUCAAAAGUUGAACUGAAGAAGUGGCCGCGAACAUAUCAUCUGAAUUCUAGGGUUUGGGCACAGGUCCGGCGAAAAUGUGAACUCGGUUUUUUUUCCCAGUAAGUCCAUCGGCUAGAUCGCAGUUGGUAGCCAGGCCCCGUGUUACAGGUGGCUGAGGGUUUGCUUACUGGGGCUACUUUUUGGGGUUCCAUAAUCACAUCUGACCCGUUUGGCUUCCGAUUUACGUCUGAGGUUAGGAAUAGGGUACCGGUUAAUGGUUUCCGAUUUUCGGGUUAGGGUUAUGCCUUUAGGCUUAGGUUUUCGGGUUACGGUUAGGGUUUGAGCGUAUGAUUAGGUUUCAGUAUUACCGUACAGGCACAGGUCCGGCGGAAAUGUGAACUCGGUUUUUUCCCCGUAAGUCCAUCCGCCCCUGCUCUCUCUAUCGACGCACUGCGUUUCUUUCCUGCCCUGCCAGGUUUGUUCCCAGUCAACUCACCUGCACAUCUCGUGCCGAACGGAGGUAUUUACUACGCACUCUACUUGGCCUCAUUGAGGUGAGCCUACUUUGUCGACCGUUGGCCCAACUGAACGCCACCGAUUCGGAUCGUGUCUUCCUCCCCGCAGAGCUCAUCACCCUCAAAGCCAGCCUGCGUUAUUGUCAGGGUAGGUCCACCUCAGCAUACAUCUGUCGCCUAUCGUUUUUUUUUUGAGCUUCGCCAUUAUUAACACUGCCUUCUCGCAUUCCUGCCUACCUCAAGAUCCACAUGCACUGCCGGCUGCCGGCCAGAUUGGUGCCUUUGUGCAGAACAGUCUACAGUCUGCGGGUAUCCAGCGUCUCCUAGUUGGCAAAACCCUUGAGGACGUCCAAGAUGUGAGGUUUCCUUUUUGUUACGCUAUUCAUGGCCUACCUGUGUCAUUCGUUAAAUUUAAGCCCCCUUGACUUACACCUUUUUUGCAGCGAAUACUGCACUUAGAGCGGCAGCUGCCAUGGGUGCGUUCAUAUUUGGUUAAACCGGUCCACCUCCCCCCCGCCGUUGGCUUACGACCAAUAACUGGACAGGAGCAUAUGGUUCCGAAUAAUUUCUUUUAAUGCGCAGAGUGCGCUGGCUCUGAUUGAAGGAUCAAGCUGCUGAUAACUGGAAUAGCUUUUAUCACAGGCCACCCAGGACAGGUUGAAACCGCAGAUAUUCCUAGUUCUCAACCUCCGAGCUAUUGCAGUCGCGCCUGACAGUCAGGCGACUUAAUUGGUAGUUUGUUCCCCCUCUAGACGUGCGCAUGAUUGCGGUAACUCGGGGAUCGGGCAUUUGGCCAAUUAUCCUCUGGGAAACUCGGCCCCCAAAGUCCAUCUCACUAAGCGUUAUAGCCACCGUCUACAUCCAACCACGCCAAACACACGCCAGGAUUCUUUCUUGGCAAAUCGUGAGAAACUGCUCUGGGCCCUUUCAUCUUUGGUGGGAUCACAUUUGGUCAUGUUGAUCGAAUCAUCCAUUUUCGAGACAAUGAAUGAGGCUACCUUCAUAAACACCGAAAGACAGACACACAAACGACAAUUUUGCCUUCAUUUUGUUGGCUACAUCUUUUUUGUUUAGGAUCACGACCCCGCUUCCUUUGUCAGGUCUUGAGAUGAAGACCUCAGUAGUCUUACGUAGGUCAGUUAGGGCCGAGAUUGAGGCUCAAUUUGAAGACCUAUAUCACCAAUUAUCGGAAUUAACACCGACGUCAGAGGACAAUGUGAGAUGGUUGAAAGCGAAAUUCGUAGAUAUCGCCUAUCAAUACAGGGCUACAUCUUUGUCCUUAUAUCGACCGAGAUAAGAUUUCGUGCCGUAACGACGAGGUGGUGGGUGUACGAUAGGAGGAUUUGGAGAUAGUCAGCUAGAAUCCCAGACAGCACUUUUCUGUUCGUGUGUGUCAGUGUCUGACUGGGCCAGUGGUUUGUGCGGCAUUGCCACAGUGGGUACAGACUAGUACUAUUUCGUCAUUGGUGACCAUUACCAUGGCGGCCUUUGUCAUGCGGUGACUGCAAAAGUAUCUGAGGAUGAAGGUUCACAGGACAAGUGUGGGGAGGGGGAAGUUAUUCCAGAGGUAUGGUAUUCCGGAGUGGGGCGGGUAGGUUGACAGCGUUGGCAUCGCAGUAGAUGCGGAGGUGAUCUACAAGCCUAAUCUGUAACCCAAACGUGUACUGACAGUUUGGACAUUUUGGGUGGGACUGAGCAGCGACAGCGUUUGUCCGCUGCUUGCCGUUUCUCUUGCGGGCCGCCCGUAUUUGGUUAUCUCCGGAGGGUGCUACCCUAAUUUUCGUGGCAGGCUGUUACCCAUAGCGACCCUGCGCGAGGGUUUCCUAGAUCUUUUUAUUGCUUUUGAGACAUUUUGGUGGCGUCUUCAGUGUCGUUGCAGCGCUGGUGUUUGCCCUUCCUCGCAAGCAUCUUCAGAGGAAUCACCAAAAUGACCCGUUUAGGCGGACGCCCGUUAGCCUUUCCCACAACGUAUUUGCUCCACCUAAGUUGGAAUGAUUUUAGUAAUGCCAGUCAAUUCGAGAACCCCGGUGUUGAUGAUCGUUCCAGCAACUUCUCUAGCAUUGUCCGAGGGCCGACUAGUUGAAGGUGUACGCAUUUAUUUUCUCGGUUCAUUUGAAUGGCCCAGGUUCCCGCGUCGCAGAGAAUUGUUGCCAGGAUGACAGCCCUAUUUGUCCUCUGUUUGAUGUUUACUAUGAAUCCACCGUCAGAUUGAAGAUUGAGGCCAGUGUGAUCCGGAUUGCAAUUUCGGCAUUAAUUUUGCUGCUUCGUGAGAUAGUACUUCUGGCUCACCACUUUGGGGCCAUAAUCAUAGAAGGCGCUCAGUACUUCCGCGGUUGAUGCGUAACACCUGCCUCCGCUGCGUUGAGGGUCUACACGAAGUUGGUGCAUCAGAAGGCAGGGGCGAUCUCGUCGGCUUUGGAAUGGUGAAGAAUGGAGUGUGUCGCGGUCCCAACGAACGGCUUCUAAUUGACGGAACUGAGGAGAGGGGUAGCCUAGCUUAAGUCAGGGCGUAGCAUUACGCUCGUGAAACGUGUAUCGAAGUAUGCGUCCUGAUUCAGUACUCCAGUAGUGAGUGAUGCGCCGAAAGGACCCCACUCAUUUUAAAACGAAGUCGCGAGUACUAUAUCGACCGUUGGGUGGAUAUGGAGGAGGCUGACGCCUACAGACGACGAAACUAUAUGAGCACCAACUUGCAGCGUGAAACACGACUCCGUAGUUUCGGGUGGCGACCCAUGCCAUCAAAACCGGCCAUAGCUGUGAUCUUAGCGCAGAGGCAACCAUCGUAUGCUGAGAUAGUUGUAACAGACGUCACUGGCAGACAACCAGUCAACCGUCAGAUUAACUUUUAUGCAGCCUAUGUGGUUUUUGUGCCGUCACCUACUAAAACCAAAAACCACGGGAAAUGGGCCAAAGCAUACGACCAUCUAACCAACCAAUUAUUGAUGCUGAAGACAAAGGUUGAGUUGACGGCAACAACUUGCAACCGGCCGACGGACGUUGUCGAUGCCAGUCGUGAAUCCACUUCUUGACUCUUGGAAUUCAGCUCUCUUUCUCUGACAAAUUCUCGGCAAGACAUGCAGGAACUUACUUGUCUACUCCCCUCCUCUUGUGUAAACCUCAUCUUCCAAUUUCUCUCUCUUUCGUGAAUGCAGUUUUUCGACUACAGUCUGCAGCCCUACGUAGUGCUUGCCUGCUCAGUUCGAGCUGUCUGGCUGCAGGGUCAUGAUAUCUCCGUGUCCUUUGCCGGCCAAGACGCCGUCUCCUCAGGGCUCUCCCAGUCAGACGAGAUCCUCUCGUCGUCCUGCUCCUCUUCCUCGGACGUCGACUCACUCACCUCAGGACGUGUCUGCUGGCGCUCCUCAUCCUCCUUCUACGAAGCCGCUACUAAGUUGGCAGAUAUGACGUUACAGUCCUCAGCCAGGUUCGUAGAACUCCGCCUCCUCCCCUACCUGUCUACAGUUUUGUCUUUAUGUUAUUAUCGAAAAAGACGAGGGAGACUGGAAUGACCAUUUAUGGCUUAUUAGCCGUCGUCAGCCAGUCAUACCCAACCCCCCGAAGUGUGGCACACCCGAGGCUCGAACUCGCGACCUAUUAGCUAGAAGUCCACGCCUCUAACCACUGGGCCACGAGCCCGUUGUCCAGUCGGUUUCGCCCGGGAAUAUACAAUGGUAGAGAGGGGCGCUCACUGAUCGUUCUUACGUUCUUCUACUCUUUGCCAACUGACGACUGGGUCAGUGCCCUUAACGCUAACACAUUUUUACGAAGUAUCACUCAUUUUCAUUUGCGUUUGCUCACACACGCCCUCUGAGUGGUAGUGGUGGGGUGCAGUGCGCUUGGUAUAUUCUGUGUGAGAUGUGGCUUCCAGGAGAAGUUCCUCAGGACUUCAAGGACGCCACAAUCCUCCGUCUCUACAGGUUAAAAGGGAACCGCCAAAUCUGCGACAACCACAGGGGCAUCUCUCUGCUCAACACCGCUGGCAAAGUCUUCGCGUGGCGCGCACUUGCAGAACGCGCCCCGAAUGAACAAACACAGAGGGAUUCACAGAAGUGACCAGAGCAGUUAAGUCUGACGUCAAGUAAAGCCGUCAUCUCGUGGGAGUAGCGCUUAUCAGCUAUAGAACAGAAUUCGAGCGUUCCGCUUUGACUUUGGAGCUCUGGUCUCCGGACUCAAUUCCAAGUUUAUUCAUAAACACUAACGUGCCAGUCCUCGACUGGGAAUCCUCCAAGGAACCUGCAUUCAUUGCUUCCGAGAAGAAAAUUAAUACUUAACUGGCAUUGCGCUUUGAUUAGUCAAGGCGUAUUAUUGUUCCUGGUGUGUUAACAGUCGCUGGGGUUUAGAAGAUUGCAAACUGAGGGCCUAGUUUAAUCCUCUCCCAGACUGAGGGUCAGGCUAGUGGCUUCCGAUUGAUGGCCUCUCUUCCCCAUAAUGUAAGGUUAUCUCAAUGGCCUUCGGUGAACCGUCUGACGCAGGGUUCAUUUCAAACCCAGUCGGUUUGCACACCAUAUUAGGUCGCUCUGACUCACUAGACUCGAAAUCUCGUUUACCUUUUUUCCGGUCUCUGUGUCUAGAAAAGAUUACUGCACCAUUUCCCAUCAUACAUCCAUCCAUCAUCAUCGAUGCAGUGCUGGUUUAUUCACCGGACUAGACGCACCCGAUGUCAAAGCUAUGUCAGAAGACAGUAAGCGGGUAACUCGCUUAUUCAUUGUGGUUCUAUAGCAAUAAACAGUAAGAUUCGCCUGCUAUGGUUGAACUGCCAUUUCCGCUAAUGUGUCCUUAAGUACUUCUGAUCCCCAACUGAAGGUACACCUUUGAAGGAAGGUUUUCGAGGUAUCAAUUUUGUUAGGGAGUUAGUCGUACUCACUGCCUUUCCGCGUUCAAUCGACUGCAUUAAGUGACCAUUACUGCUGCUGCAGUAUUAUGUCCGUCGCGCUAUCCACUCGUCACGCUCUACUGAAGGAGGUUGGGCCUUCGUUUUAAUGUCAUGUUUUACAAUCAUACUACAACCAUAUUAUUACUGAGGUGGGCUGCCUGUCGACGGCGCGAACACUCGGCCGUCUGUGCUUGGACCUCUAGCCGGCGACCCCUUUGUAAAUUGUACUCAACGGCUCUAUCAUGCACUGUACGAAAGGUAUAUCUUUGUUGACAGUAGGAGGGCGGCAAUUUGGCCCUUUUCAUGUGAGUGAUUGUCGUUCCCUUGUCCCCCCCGCCUUUACUCAGAGUUUCGGUGACUCUUGUCAGCAAGCCGCUCCUGACCGCCCUCCGGCUGCACUUUCCCAUCGUCUCUUUCUGUCUGUUUCAACCGUCGUCGAAAUCACCGCCGCCGCCGCCGCCGGUGGUGGUGGAGGAUUGUCUACAAACCAUAAAGUAAGCAAAUAGUUCUCUUCCAAAAUCAUCACUGCUCGCCGCCCGCCUGGCGUAUCACCAUCUGUGGGUUUUUGUCUUUUUACAGUGUUGACAAGGUUUCUCAGGUCCUGGCUGCUGUUGAUCGCGGGCCGGACUACCUAUCGCGCGCGGUCCGGCGGGUCUGGGAAGCACUGGACUCCUUUGUGUAUACUGACGCCACGUUGUAA
Spirometra erinaceieuropaei is the source of this 18841-nucleotide messenger RNA. The record is from the annotation of a GenBank genome assembly. Lineage: Eukaryota; Metazoa; Platyhelminthes; Cestoda; Diphyllobothriidea; Diphyllobothriidae.